AUGGCUGAUUCGGCGAGUGAAUCUGACUCUAGCAGCAUUGAUGGGGGUCCAAUUAUGAUGCCGCCCAGUCCAGUAACGCGAGAACAGUUACAGAAACGAAUUGAAAGUCUUCAGCAACAAAACAGGGUGCUCAAAGUGGAACUUGAGACUUACAAGUUGCGAGUCAAAGCUCUGCAAGAAGAAAACAGGGAUCUCCGCAAAGCUUCUGUCAUAAUUCAAGCAAAAGCUGAACAAGAAGAAGAGUUUAUUUCAAACACAUUACUCAAAAAGAUUCAGGCCCUCAAAAAGGAGAAGGAAUCUUUGGCUCAUCAUUAUGAGAGAGAAGAAGAAUGUCUAACCAACGAUCUGUCCAGAAAAUUGACUCAAUUAAGACAAGAAAAAUGCCGAUUGGAGCAAACAUUGGAACAGGAACAGGAGUGCCUUGUCAAUAGACUGAUGAGAAAAAUUGAGAAGCUAGAGGCUGAAACUUUGGCCAAACAAAGCAACCUUGAGCAGCUACGUAGAGAAAAAGUCGAGUUGGAGAACACUUUGGAGCAAGAACAAGAAGCUUUGGUGAACAAGUUGUGGAAGCGCAUGGAUAAAUUGGAGGCCGAGAAGCGAAUGCUGCAAAUCAAAUUGGACCAGCCAGUUUCCGAUCCAGCCAGUCCAAGAGAUAUUAGCAAUGGGGACACUGCCAGUAAUCUUAGUUCUCACAUUCAGACUCUUAGAUCUGAAGUCACCAGAUUGAGGCAGACUUUGGCUAUAAGUCAACAGGAACAUACCCAGAAGAUGCAAAGGUAUGUGCAAGAAGAGAGAAAUAUCAAGGAGGAAAAUUUGCGUCUCCAGCGUAAAUUGCAACUGGAAGUGGAAAGGCGCGAAGCCCUUUGCAGACAUCUUUCGGAAAGCGAAAGCUCAUUGGAAAUGGAAGAAGAGCGGCAAUACAACGAACAAAUGUUGGGUGUGCGACAGCAUACAGUGUCUCCGAUACCGUACAAUCCAUCUCCAACACAAAGUCGCCCACUUAGUCCAGGUAUGUCGCAGAUGCAGGCGCCCUCGCCUAGGGACUCGUUGAUCGUCGGCACGCCUCGCUGUCACUCGUGCGGCCAAGUGUACGUUCCGGCGGCGCUGUUGCCGGUCGGCUCGAGCAGCCCGCCGGCUCCGCCCCACCGUCGGGCCAGCGAGCGGUUCAUCAAGCCGGCAAUACCGGCCCCGCAGCCGCCCAGUCCCAUGGACACUUCCACUAACAAGGAAUAAACGAUCGAAGAGGAUAAGGCCAACUGGACUGGACUGGACAAGUUUCAAAGGAAUAAAAUUACCUUUAACGUGAAAACAGUCCCAUUCAAUAAAUAAUCAUUUCAAAAAAGGAUAAUUUUUAUUUUGGUGUAGAAGAGUACAGCCCAUUUAUUUUUAGGAAGAUAACAAUCUGAUUGUU
Molecule: messenger RNA, 1411 nt
Organism: Brassicogethes aeneus
Lineage: Eukaryota; Metazoa; Arthropoda; Insecta; Coleoptera; Nitidulidae
Source: the annotation of a GenBank genome assembly